Molecule: messenger RNA, 6027 nt
Organism: Linum trigynum
Lineage: Eukaryota; Viridiplantae; Streptophyta; Magnoliopsida; Malpighiales; Linaceae
Source: the annotation of a GenBank genome assembly
ACCCAAUGACCGUUGAACAUAUCUUAAAAUUGUUUUAGGGGUAGUUUGGAAGUUGUGAUUUUAAAUGGUGUAUUGAUCUAAUUUUUGUAUUUGUGAGAUUAAGUCGUUUUAUUUUUGUUUAUAUAGAACUAGAAUACAUGCAUUUAUUUUUUAGAGGCCCCACCACAAUCACUCAAUGUUGAGGGAUUUACAAUCUAUACUUUUUGUUGAGAUUUUUCACAAUCACUCAAUACUAACUUUUUUACCUUUGGAACAAAAACACAAUCUAAACCUCCAAACAAAAUAUUUACCUAAUACAUCAAUUGAUUCAAUCCAUCAAAUGAUAAUACACUAACUGUCCCAAUACAUCAAUUUGAAGAAUCACAACUUCCAAACAACCCAUUAGUUAGGCUUUGCUAAAACCAAAAAUUGAUGUUCUCACUUUUGAUCGAGUUUUCCCGGUAUCUGGUUCGAGAAUGGUGGUCAUUCAAAGUUACAACGAGGGAUUGCGUGUGUGAAAGAGUUGAAAUACUGUAUGCAUGUGUGUGCACCACUUGAUGGUGUUCGUUUUGCUAUUACGGGUCUGCACUAGGUAAAGUGUAGUUACAUCCACAUGUUGCAAAAACCAAAUUAAAAUAGAAGAAGUGAAAAUGGUCGGAUAUGAUUGAUUUGAAACACAAUCGACUCAAUUGUGUAUAAUGUGAGUUUGACUUGUAUACAUGAGAUACAAUUUUUGAUGUUCGACGAUGAAACAUGUGAUGAUGUGAUGUACACAAAUGCAAUACAUGAUGGAUGAUGUAGAAAACCAUACUCCCCAAUAACCAAAAAGUUGUUUCCAAUUUGAUCAACGGAUUGGAUAGUAAUGUCAUUUUUUUCGAGCUAGGGGAAAUGCAUCUCAAGUACAACUAUUAGUAUGUACUGUCCUGAUUAUCACGGUGAUUUAUUUUGAGUGUUGUUCUUAUUGAAAUAUUUAGAAAAACUUUUGUACAAUUAGCUUCGUGUUAGCCGUAUGAUUUUAGGAUCGAAACAAAUUGGAGACGGAUCUCAAUAAGAACCGUACUUGGUUCGGUUUUGAAAUCCGUUGGGUCCGGUCCAUCGACCGAUCGGAAGUUGAAUGCCCGCGAAUUUUGGCUGACCGGCCGGCGGUUUCUAUAUCUUCAUCAGAAAAGAAAAGAAAUUGAAAAAAACCCUUUGGAGCGACCCAAAUCCUAUUUAAACCAGCGCCACAAAAGUCCACAGCUCGGUUUCAGAAUUCAGAUUCCCCCUUCUGCGCCGAUUUCGUGUUCAGUUUCCCCGAACCACCACCACGCCCACGACCUACGGAGAUAUUACCCUCAUCCCACCUGCUUUUCCGCCGACCAGCAAGGGGGAAAAAAGUCGCACUUUUCGCGGACCCUCUCCCCGAAGAAGAAGAGAAGAAAAGAAAAGCCGCCUGCUAACCUAACCCGGUUUGAAGAAUGCGAUUUGAAUCGUCCCGAUCGGAGCGUUCUUCUGCCUCCCCCAAUUCGAGAUUCGCGGCACCUUUCGGUUGAGGGUUUCGCGAAGCUUGAUCAAGAAGAGGGAAUUGUGGGUUUUGCGAGGUUUCUAUUUUUGGGCUUGUUGUACUUUGUUUACCUCCUCUGCUCUGCUGCUACACGUUCUGAUUGAAGGGGAGAAGAUAAUGAUGAUGGCGGACGGGAACUCGGGGAUGGAGCAGACAGGAGAUGCUGUUACUGGGUUUGAAUUGGGUGACGAGGAUGUUUCCCUCGAUCUUGAUAUGAUAUUUGACAUUCUCGAAGAGUCUGAUCCUCCUCCUCCUCCUCCACCUCAAUAUCACCAGGAGGAUCCGCAGAAUUUUCUGAAUAAUGGACAACAAGUUGGGUCUAUUCCUGGUUCUGACAACCAAUUGAACUUCCAGCUUCAAACUUCAGCAGACAUUUCUUCCUCCACUUAUGAAACUGACGCUCAGUCCAGACAUGUUGAAGGGGACACUGAAUCCGGCGAACAUUUUGACUGUUGGCUUGAUAGCUCAAAUAAUAGUUUCUUGAAUGAUGGAGCUAUGAUGGAGAACAGUUGGGAAGUUUCAGGAUCUGAGAAUGGAACUGAACAAUUUAUGAAUAUGACCAUCGGAGAUGUAGCUGGACCUUCGCAAGACGCGAUUCCUUCUACAUCUUCAUUCUCUCUUAAUUCUGAUCUUAGUAGCGAUUUCGAUGGGUUUUAUCCUAGUAGUGGUUAUUUUCCACAGCAUGGUCUAUCUGGCGAAUUCAAUUAUGACAAGUUGCCUGGUAGUGAAGCACUAAUGAUUGGUGGGAUGAGUGAGACGAGUAUACCACCAACUGAGAACUUUGAGUCGUCUGGUGUGCCUUGUAAUGAAGUACUGAUGAUUAAUGGGACGGGUGAGAGCUUUGGGUCGUCUGGUGUGAUUGGUUUGGAUCCUGAAGGCCAUGAUUUUAAACAAGAAUCACACACCAACUUCAAAGUUGGGUCUUAUGUUUAUGAUGGAGGCUCUAAUUCAUUGGGCCACAGGGGGAAGCCACCAGUUUUUGUACACCCAAAGCAUUCUCCAUCUAGUGCCGCACCUCCAAGGUUAAGCCAUAAUCACUUGAUUAUGGCAGAAAAAGACAGAGGCUAUUUGAAGGUUGAACCAAGGAGUUCUGAGGUCCAUGCUAUGUCAUAUCCCAGUAAGAAUAGAGACAUGAAUAUAAAAUCCCGGGACCUGCACUUUGCUAGGGUGCAGCCAUAUGGCACAAACAGUUACCAACAACAUGGGUUUAAGGAUGAAGUGAAUUCUCAAAGGAGCUUUGCUAGCACUUUCUCAAGAGUCAGUCCUGAAUCAACUCACAGCAAUUCAUCCGGUAGUCAAUCUAUUGUGGAUGAUGACUCCGACCUUUGUAUUCUUGAAGACAUCAGUCAACCUCCUCGCUCCAGCCACUCUCAACCAUACAAAAAGCCUGCUGAUUCAUUUCAACCUGUUAGUCACAGUGAUUCCUUUCAUUACAACGCAGCUGGAGGAGUGCGACCUAGGGUUUGUGAUGAACGAGUCUUAUUUCGAGUUGCCUUGCAGGACCUUAAUCAACCAAAGACUGAAGCAAUUCCACCUGAUGGCUUUAUGGCAGUACCUCUUAUGAGGCAUCAGCGAAUUGCUUUGUCGUGGAUGGUUCAUAAGGAAACAUCUGGGAUUAAUUGUUCUGGAGGAAUUCUUGCUGACGAUCAGGGUUUGGGAAAGACGAUAUCAACCAUUUCUCUCAUACUUAAAGAAAGGGCUCCAUGUCAUGGAGCUGAUAAAGCUGUAAUUAAAAAAGAGAAGUUUGAGACCCUAAAUUUGGACGAUGAUGAAGAUGAAAUUGUUGAAGUUAAAGGAAUAAAAAAUGAAAUCAGUGAUUGUGGAGCAGGAUUAAAGAAGGAAAGCAGUGAUUGUGGAGCAGGAAUAGAAAAUCAAAGCAGUGAUUGUGGAGCAGGAAUAAAAAAGGAAAGCAGUGAUCGUGGAGUUAUUUCCUGUCAAAAUGCAUCAAAAAGUAUUAGUCUUCUGGGUCAGUCCAAAGGAAGGCCAGCUGCUGGGACUCUUAUUGUUUGUCCCACUAGUGUCCUACGACAAUGGGCUGAGGAGUUGCAUAAGAAAGUAACUGCUAAAGCUAAUCUAUCUGUUCUGGUAUACCAUGGAAGCAAUCGAACAAAAGAUCCUUAUGAACUUGCAAAGUUUGAUGUAGUCCUCACAACGUACUCUAUAGUGAGCAUGGAAGUCCCAAAGCAACCUUUUGCCGAUGGGGAUGAUGAAGAGAAAGCAAGAGCAGAUGGUGAUGAUGGUCCUCAUCUUGGUUCAUCCGGUAAGAAAAGGAAGUAUCCACCAACUUCUGGCAAGAAAGGCGGUAAGAAGAAGGAAUCUGAUAGUGCAUUAUUUGAAACUCUUGCUCGGCCACUGGCAAAGGUGGCAUGGUUUAGAGUGGUUCUGGAUGAAGCUCAAAGCAUCAAGAAUCACAGAACUCAAGUAGCCAGGGCAUGCUGGGGUCUUCGUGCAAAACGCAGGUGGUGCUUGUCUGGGACUCCUCUGCAGAAUUCAAUUGAUGAUCUUUAUAGCUAUUUCAGGUUUCUAAGAUACGACCCUUUCACAUUGUUCACCGCAUUCUGCAACGGAAUAAAACUUCCAAUUCAAAGAAGUCCAGUUAAAGGUUACAGAAAGUUACAAGCUAUAUUGAAGACAGUAAUGCUUCGUCGUACCAAAGCUACGCUACUUGAUGGUGAGCCAAUCAUUACUUUACCUCCGAAGUUCAUAGAACUGAAAAGAGUGGAGUUUACAGAUGAAGAGCGUUGUUUCUAUUCCAGACUAGAGAGUGAUUCACGUGAUCAGUUCAAGAAGUAUGCUGCAGCAGGAACUGUAAAGCAAAACUAUGUUAACAUCUUGUUGAUGCUCCUCCGUCUUCGUCAAGCAUGUGAUCACCCUCUUCUAGUUAGAGGCUACGAAUCAGUUGCAUUGGAAAGAUCUACAAUUGAGAUGGCAAAGAAGCUUCCUCACGAGAAACGAAUGAGCCUUCUGCACUGUUUAGAGGCAUCUUUAGCGAUCUGUGGCCUCUGUAACGAUCCACCUGAAGAUGCAGCUGUCACAAUUUGUGGCCACGUUUUCUGCAAUCAGUGCAUCUGUGAACAUCUUAACGGAGAUGACAACCAUUGCCCUAAUUCUCAUUGUAAAGUUCGACUAAAUGUGUCUUUAGUGUUCUCCCAAGCCAUUUUGCACAGGUCUCUUGCUGACCAGAGCAGUGAAGCUGUUUUUGUUCCUCCCUCCAAUGCUGUUGAGGAAGUCAAUUCUCAGGCUCAAAGUGGCGGACCAUAUGAUUCUUCCAAAAUUAGGGCUGCUCUUGCUGUCCUGCAGUCAAUUUCCAAGCCUCAGCAGUCUGCUCCAGAAAUACAGUCUGAACAGGAUUCAGCCAAUGAUGCUAAAGGAAGCAGGACUCCUGAGAAAGCCAUAGUAUUUUCCCAGUGGACGAGGAUGCUAGAUUUGCUAGAAGCUUGUCUUAAGAGUUCCUCUAUUCAGUACCGUCGACUCGAUGGGACAAUGUCAGUAGUUGCUAGAGAAAAAGCCGUCAAGGAUUUCAACACUCUACCAGAGGUUUCUGUUAUUAUCAUGUCUCUCAAAGCAGCUAGUCUUGGAUUAAACAUGGUUGCUGCUUGUCAUGUUAUGCUACUCGACCUGUGGUGGAACCCUACGACAGAAGAUCAGGCUAUCGACAGAGCACAUCGCAUUGGUCAGACACGCCCCGUUAAUGUUUUGAGGUUGACUGUGAAAGACACUGUGGAAGAUCGUAUCUUAGCUCUACAGCAAAAGAAGAGGCAGAUGGUUGCAUCUGCAUUUGGCGAGGAUGCGAAUGGUGGCCGUCAGACACGCCUAACCGAGGAGGAUUUAAGAUACCUAUUCAUGGGUUGAAUGAGUGAGAGAAUGGAAGUUCCAUUUGCUUCUCUCGUUCGAUCUAGAUUUUUUCGCAGUAGAUUCAAGUUCUUGACAUGGAUUUUAUUCGUCGUACUUGGGAUUCUUUUCCUAGGUUUAAGUUGAGAGGAUGACCGAAAGGGUGUAGCAGCAGGUUGUUUCUUCUGAUCGCCGAGUUUUGUUCAGUCACUGUAUAGCCAGGACAUAGCUGUAGAAAGAUAGAUAAUCAAUUAUAGGUAACCUAUAUAGUUGAAGAAGAUUGAUAGGAAGGUCUACAUAUUUCAUAGUUCUGUUUAUGCUUUUCUUUGCCCACUGGACAUUUUCCUCGCAUAGUCGCAUGUAUAUGAAAUGGAAGGGCUCUAUUCCUGACAGCUCUGUUUCUCCUCUUCUGCUUUGUGUGGAUGGAGUGACAGAAGUUUUGAGAAUUCAAGUUUUAAGUUUGUUUAAAAGGUAAUCCGUGAUUGUGUAUCAGCUUAGUCGCGUCUUGUAACACUCGAUGAUAGAUUGUGCGAACUGCGAACCUAGUACAUACCAUUCAAUUCAUGAUGUGCCACCCACGCUCAUGCUACCUCGACUCGUGACUAGAGUCAUGCUAAAUGCGCAAUGAUUGACACAGGGAGCACACAUUCGACGAAGAAACACUAGUAGGUUUU